GUUAAAUUUGAUUGUCAAAUUGACGGCAAUCUCCGAUCGACAUCAGUCGCAUCGCUGUGUGAACCAAAAAACCACCUUUACUUUUGACCAAUUAUUGAUCGAACAAGGGCACGGCGACACUUACGAAUACUGGCAGAACAGUUAAUGUCGAACUUGCGGGAGAAGAAAUACCGAUAAUGCGCGGCGGAUCUUUAAAAAAACAAAUUUCAAUUUACACACGUGAUAUUCCGAUGGAGUUCGUUCAACCGUCGAGGAGCAAAACAUUGAAUCGACAAUAUUUGGUAUUCGAUUAAAGCGCAAGUUAUGCAGUGAAACACGCGUUGCGUGAAUCGAUCGACAAGUGUUACGACAAACCAGACCAGAGAUUACGGUGCUUUUCCAUCUGUGUGUUGCAAGUCGUUGGCUGUUCCGGAAUCCCGGACAAUCCUACGCUUACGUCAGUUAUUUAAUUCGACUUUUACAACAAUUAUUUUACACAUUUCGAGAAAUUUGCGAUUCAAAAAUCGAUAAAAAUCAUUCGCCUUGAAGUUCGAAUAGAACAAAAUCGAACAAAUAUACACACGUACCAAAGAGUGCAUUUAAAUGUGUACAUACAAAUUUUUAUAAAAUUUAUCGGUCAAUGACACGCGGUGUCAAUAUAAUAAUAGAUCGACGAUGAGUUCUUCGAUAGAUGAUAACGUGAAUAUCGAAGACACGGUUAGAUUCAUAAAUCAGUUAGCUACCUCCGAUGGGAGUCUGAAAUCGCCAAUAAAUUUGAAUAUUAGCGAUAUGAAAGUUGUAGAACUGAAUCCCGUAGAAUGGUUUAAUUACGAUAGCACACCGAAGAAAUUAAAAUUGACCAAUACUGGGCGCACUGUGCUUCUUAGCGCAACGUGGCAAGCGGAACGUCCGUAUUUACGUGGCGGUCCUUUUGUCAGCAGCUAUAAAUUUUCUCAGAUCCAUUUUCACUGGGGAAAAACCGAUAUGAACGGCAGUGAGCAUUACGUCGACGGUGGAAGCGUGCCAAUGGAAAUGCAUGCUGUGCAUUUUAAAAGUGAUUACGAAACUCACGAAGCAGCUCUUCGCAAAGACGACGGUAUCAGCAUCUUGGUGUACUUUUUACAGCUUCAAGCAGCCCCCAAUCCAUUUCUGGACGAUAUUAUAAGAGCACUACCCUUUAUUCAAACGGUUCACUCUUCCGUUCGUUUAAUAUCUUUUCCUUUAACAAACCUGCUGCGAAGCUUUCAACGAGAUUACUUCGUGUACUGGGGUUCCGUCAUGCUGACAAACAUCAGAAACAGCAUACUGUGGUUGAUAACUAGAGAACCCAUAGGGAUAUCCCUCGAGCAAGUUGCCAAAUUCCGCACAGUGCAGGAUGAACGUGGAGUGCCGAUUCUGACGAAUCGCCAGGCACUGCAGGACAGAGGUGGCAGAAAUAUAUUUUUUGUGUGUCCGAGCGGAUCCACGUACGCGACACUGCUGCCUAUUCGGCAUGUCUUCCGAACAGAAAUUCAAGAAGAAAAUGAUGGCAAAGAGAAAUAAUCGUUAUUUAUUAAUUAUAUUGUACGUUGCUUGUCACAGGGUGUAUUUACUUACUUAGAAUAAUGUAUUAUUGCAAUUAUACG
This is a messenger RNA of Pseudomyrmex gracilis, 1604 nucleotides long. RefSeq names its product carbonic anhydrase 1-like. The record is from RefSeq and is a predicted model, not a curated record. Gene Ontology annotation, molecular function: zinc ion binding; carbonate dehydratase activity. Bases 655 to 1521 code for a protein of 288 amino acids. The transcript has 9 exons. Gene Ontology annotation, cellular component: cytoplasm. Lineage: Eukaryota; Metazoa; Arthropoda; Insecta; Hymenoptera; Formicidae.